Besnoitia besnoiti is the source of this 495-nucleotide messenger RNA. RefSeq names its product bradyzoite rhoptry protein BRP1. The record is from RefSeq and is a predicted model, not a curated record. Lineage: Eukaryota; Apicomplexa; Conoidasida; Eucoccidiorida; Sarcocystidae. The transcript has a single exon. The coding region runs from base 1 to 495 and encodes 164 amino acids.
AUGGAGGGAAGCAGUAUAGGACUGAAAAAGUCGCCGUUCUUGAAGUUUCGGUCGCAGAAGCGGCGGCCGCUGUAUUGGCUGCUUGGCGUCACGGCGGCGUUGAUCAUUCUCACAUGCGGGGUGCCGACCACGUCGCUCUCGCUGGCUGCCAGCAAAUCAGAUAUAAAGGACCUGAAGAAUGUCACCAAGCAGUUGAAAAAAGAGACAAAGAAGACUCGAAAAAAGAAGGAGAAGUUCGAGAAGAAACGGUCCAAAUUCGAAAGAGCUUCAUCUCGACAGAGAGAUAAAGCAAGGAAAAAGAUGGAGGAAGCCCAGGUGAAAUUCCGGGAUUGUCAAGAGCGGUUGCGGGGGCUAGUUGAGAAGACGCAAGCAAUUAUGGGUCGUCUGAGGAGCGGCACUUCUCAGCUCUCCAUGAAAGACCAAAGGGAAGCGGAGAAGCAGUUGAGAAAAUCCGAUGAACAGCUCGGGAGGGCGCGCCACCUUCUGAACUUCUAG